CAGGCGGUCUAAAGUCUCUUGCUCGGCCGCCAGGUACCUGCUUGACAAGGUGGACGCCGGGCAGUACGGCAGCCGCGUGAUGAUCCUCAACGGCAAGGACGGCAGCUUGCUGUUCAACUCGAGCUACCCUCGCCUGGAGUGGAGCACCUUCAAUGCAGAUGCCUACUCGGACGCGCGAGCGAAGGCCAACGGCUUCGACCUGCAGGUCGCUCUGGGCGCCACCCUGUCGUACCUCCGGCAGCACGACACCGACUUCCACCGGCGGCGCGUGGUCGCGGGCCGCGGCCAGGCCGUGCUGUACCUCACGCCCGCGCUCGGCAGCUACGACCAGAGCCGCUUCUACACCCGCUUCGACAACUACCGCCAGCUGUACCCGGACGUGGACACGCUCGUGCUCACCUCGGGCAACAAGAACUCCUUCGGCGUGCUCACCAACGACACGAACCUCAACGUGUUCACGUUCACCGUCACGGACCCGGCCAGCGCCAUCAGGCCGCUCGUCGAGAGGAUCAAGGCUGUCCCGCGGCGAAUCCGGAACGCCAACUGCGACGCGGACUGGGCCGAGGACGGCUCGGGCAACCUCGAGUUCAUCGACUACGUGGAGCCGCUCGGCGUCAACUACUACCGCCUCGCGCCCAACAACUUCUACCGCACGAAGGACGACUACGCGCGCGUGCGCGUGCAGGGCCAGGGCUACGGCACGCUCACCGUGUGCUACUCGCGCACGCUGCCCACCAUGAACGGCACCCAGAACUCGUACGCGUCGCAGGCGGACUCGUCGGCGGGAACCUGCCAGCAGCUCAGCACCGGCAACGUGGAGAUCAAGCUCGCCAACCUCUGCACGGACGCGUCGCUCGUCCGGGACUGCGCGCCGCUCUACCUGGCCGUGUCCGCCGGCCAGGCGACGCAGGCCGUCGAGAUGCGCUGCAACGAGGAGGCGUGUCGCUUCCCCGACAUGCUCAAGUACACGGUGAUCCUGGAGCGGGUGGGCUGCUGGAGCGCCGCCGGCGCGCUGCACGCGGCCUGGCUGCUCACGGCUCUGCUCGCCGCGCUGCCGCUGCUGCUGCAGUUUAGACAGUAGACGUCGAAUUCCAGGUCGAAUUCUCUGCCGUCGUCCUCGCGGCGAACAAGCGGUGCCUGCCGCCUGCCCCGAACCGCCACGCCACGCCGCUCCGCGGGGUCGGAUGGGGCCGCAGCGCCGCUAAAAGAGCCUUGCCGCUAUUGUGCGUUAACGUCGAUGCGAUUCGGAUAAAUGCUCUCGACAAACACAAAAACAAACAACGUUAAAUUCAGAACCCAACAUUCUAAAAAUCAUACAGCGCGUGUUUUCGUCUCCUUUCUGUGACGGGCGUGGCGCGGAGUUAUUCGGUCGGUUCUUAUUCGGUAUCAUCGGCGGUCGCCAGAUAAGGCGAGACGCACAUUCCUGUCCAAGGCCUCAUCGUACCUGCGCGGCGUGAGCCGCCAAAGCCCUAGGCAGCGACUGCCCGCGGGCCCCACUGCUGCCAAAAUAAUGGGGAAAACCCAACAAAAUCGAUACUUUUAAUUUUUCUGAACGUGGAAAUUGUAGAUUUGACGAUGUUUUCGCGAAUUAUUCUUGGUGACUGCCGGGGCACAGAGCAGAGCAGGCAUUCCUCUUUGUGCCCACAACCUUACAAGUCAUUUUAAUUCCACUCUAAAAAGUCUGACUGCCAUAUAGUUACUCGUCGCCGAAGGACUGCAUAGCAAAUAACAUGGCAUUCGUUAGUUAGGAUUUCAUCAACCAUUUAUUUUUUACCACCAACAUUGUAGAUGAAGUAAGAUAGAAUUACUAUUUGUAAAUUAUGAGAAAU
This is a messenger RNA of Frankliniella occidentalis (western flower thrips), 1829 nucleotides long. RefSeq lists its product as uncharacterized. Bases 80 to 1081 code for a protein of 333 amino acids. The record is from RefSeq and is a predicted model, not a curated record. The transcript has 4 exons. NCBI's taxonomy places the organism in Eukaryota, Metazoa, Arthropoda, Insecta, Thysanoptera, Thripidae.